This is a messenger RNA of Bufo bufo (common toad), 4408 nucleotides long. RefSeq names its product multiple C2 and transmembrane domain containing 2 (gene MCTP2). Gene Ontology annotation, biological process: regulation of neurotransmitter secretion. Gene Ontology annotation, cellular component: synaptic vesicle membrane. Bases 179 to 2842 code for a protein of 887 amino acids. The record is from RefSeq and is a predicted model, not a curated record. Gene Ontology annotation, molecular function: calcium ion binding; protein binding. The transcript has 23 exons. Lineage: Eukaryota; Metazoa; Chordata; Amphibia; Anura; Bufonidae.
AUGGCUGAGGAGGAAGUCAGGGCAGGAGGUGGAGUGUCCCGUCUGCGAACACACGGACCCGCUCCUAGACUGCAGCGGUGAUAAUAACAGUGAGGAGCCGGCCCGGGAGAUGAGCACCGGCCACCGGCACAGGUAAAGAUCAGUUGCAAGUUGCUGAGCACCAUCCGUUUAGGCAGCAAUGGAAUUGGACAAGCCAUCCGUUUGGGGUUCUUUGAAGGACAAGACCCGUCCUUUGUUUCAGAACUUUGCAAUUAAGAAGUCAAAGAAAAGUUCACAGAAAAUCUUAGAUAUCAGGAAAAGGCACCAUCUCUCUCAUCGGAUGAGUGUUUCUGUGCCUGAUAUGAUGGACAUUGGAUAUACUAUUCACGAAGAAUGUGACUACACAGACUGUACCAUUGAUUCCUCCUCGCUUUCCGGUAGCCAUUCAUCUACCAUGGUGUCGCACAGGAAGCAGAGCGAGUAUGUUAGACAUCUGCAAGAGAGCAGUAGCUGGAUGCACGACGAUAGGGUCCACAUGGAAAUCACCGUUACAGAGACAGAAGUUGUGGAGACCUCUGCUUCAGAAACCAAGGAAGAAGAGCAGGAUAAAUAUGAUGAGGACAGAAGCUUACUAGAUUUGCUGCAAAAGGAAUGCAUGACAGAAGGCUUGUCUGAUAGCAGACAGGAAAUCAACGAGGAUGGAACAGGAAGUAUUAGUUUGAACUCUUCAAUGUCCUCACAGAUGUCAGAAGAAUUUGGAGGCCUUGAAAACUAUGACAGUGUGAGCAACCUUCCAAAUCUUAUGUCUUACCUCCUGAACAUCCACUUAAGAGAGGGCCGCAAUCUGGUCAUCAGGGAUCGCUCAGGUACCAGUGAUCCUUAUGUAAAGUUCAAACUGAAUAAGAAGACCUUAUACAAAAGCAAAGUCAUUUAUAAAAACCUGAAUCCAGUGUGGGAUGAGACAUUUGUGUUGCCAAUCCAAAAUCUAGAGCAGAAGCUGCAAAUCAAGGUUUAUGAUCGCGACUUAACAACUGAUGACUUUAUGGGAUCUGCAUUUCUGGAUCUGCAAGAGCUUGAACUCAACAAGACUACAGAAAAAGUGUUUCGGUUGGAAGAUCCUAAUAGCUUAGAGCAAGACAUGGGUGUGAUUGUGGCAGAUAUCAGUCUGUCCAUCAGGUUGAGGGACUCGAAGAAUAAUAGAUGGGCAUCACGGAAAAGGCUUGGUGUUUCCAAGGCCACAUCCAUGCAAUCCCUGCAGCUGUCGGAGUCCCUGAGAAAGAACCAGCUCUGGAAUGGAACGGUCAGCAUCACGUUACUGGAGGGCAUUAAUCUUCCUGAUGGCUGUGCUUUUGAUACCUUUGUACGGUUUAAGCUUGGAGAUCAGAAGUACAAAAGUAAGACAUCAUGCAAAAGUACAAAUCCUCAGUGGAGGGAACGCUUUGAAUUUCAUUACUUCUCUGACAAGAUGGGUGUAUUGGAUAUUGAAGUAUGGGGGAAAGAUAGCCGCAAACAUGAUGACCUGUUGGGAAUGUGUAAAGUGGAUAUUGCUGGGCUGCCCACUGAGCACAUCAAUCGUCUGGAAGUGCCUCUGGAGAGUAACCAAGGCUCCAUACACCUGAUCAUUGUACUGACGCCAUGCUCAGGUGUCUCCAUCUCGGACCUUUGUGUAUGUCCGCUGGCAGACCCAGGGGAACGGGGGCAAAUGCGAGAAAGAUAUUGUUUGAAAAACUCAUUAAAAAACUUGAAAGACAUUGGGUUCCUUCAAGUCAAGGUUUUAAAAGCAGAAGACCUCCUUGCAGCAGAUUUCUCAGGAAAAAGUGACCCUUUCUGUGUUUUGGAAGUGGGGAACGAUCACUUGCAGACCCAUACAGUAUAUAAAAACCUCAACCCGGAAUGGAAUAAAGUCUUCACUUUCCCAAUUAAAGAUCUUCAUGAUUCUUUGGAGGUAACAGUGUUUGAUGAAGAUGGAGAUAAGCCUCCUGACUUCCUUGGAAAAGUUGCAAUCCCUUUGCUCUCUGUAAGAAAUGGACAUCAAGUGGCUUAUUUGUUGAAGAACAAAGACUUAUCCAGUGCCUCAAAAGGAAUUAUUCAUCUAGAAAUCGAUUUCAUUUUUAAUCCAGUUAGAGCAAGUAUAAGAACAUUUAAUCCCAAAGAAAAACGCUUUGUGGAAGAUAACCCAAAGUUUUCAAAAAAGAUCUUAUCAAGGAAUGUUUACCGUGUUAAAAAAAUCACUAUGGCAAUCUGGAACACAAUGCGUUUCAUUAAGAGCUGCUUUCAGUGGGAGUCUACGAAACGAAGUUUAAUAGCAUUUUUGAUAUUUGUUGUGACCCUCUGGAAUCUGGAGCUUUACAUGAUACCUUUGUUUCUUCUCCUUCUCUUCGUGUACAACUUCACCAUGAUCACGACUGGGAAGGUCAGCACUCAGGACAACCUGGAUGGGAUGGAUAUUGGAGAAGAUGAUGAGGAUGAUGAAAAAGAGUCUGAGAAAAAGAGUAUCAGGGACCGGAUCCAAAUGGUACAAGACAUAGUUAUUACAGUGCAAAAUGUUUUAGAAGAAAUUGCUUGCUUUGGAGAGAGAAUAAAAAAUACAUUUAAUUGGAGCGUCCCGUUUCUCUCUUUACUCGCCUGUUCCAUACUUUUGGUUGCAACUGUUAUUCUGUAUUUUAUUCCAUUAAGGUACAUCAUUCUCAUCUGGGGCAUCAAUAAAUUUACAAAGAAGCUUCGGAACCCAUAUGCCAUCGAAAAUAAUGAGUUUCUAGAUUUUCUCUCCAGGGUACCAUCUGAUGUUCAAAAGGUGCAGCAUGCCGAGCUCAAACCGAACAGCAACCAAGGUGCCCUAAGGAAGAAGAGAAGCGGCUUGUAACCCAGGAAUACAUUCUUAAGCUUCUCUUGGUUUAUCUGGGUAAAAUUCUGCACUAGUCUAUGUCACAAGUCUGGGACUUGAAUGAUACCAAAGGAUGGGAUCCUAGGGGGCGGGUUUUCCCCCAUAAUCUUUACAAAACUUGGUUCUAAAACAUGCAGGUUUACUGACUGGAUUCAUUUAAACCUCAUCCAUGAUGAAAAAAGAAGUACAUUUUUUGUCUGUUUCUAUGUGUCUUCUGGCUCGGAAAGGGAAACAAUGGUUUACUAUAAUGUUAGACAAUUCAUGACAAAAGGCCCGAAAACACUGUGUGCUUAUUUCUCCAUGUCUCCCCAAAAUAUCCAUGCUUUCCUGAGUAACUGCCCAGUGUUUUUUUUACGUGAUGUAACGUCUCCUUUAGCUGCACAAUUAUGGUUUCAGCUAACAAAGGUUAUUCUUUAAAAAAUGAAAUGUACAAUUUUCAAAUAUACUUCAUGUAUCAAUUCUUUAUAGUUACCAAUAUCUUUGCUUGCAGUUAUUCAUAAGGAAUCAUCAUUGUUUACUUGCAAUGGAUAAAAGUCUGCCUUUUUUCAUGGGAUGGGCAUACAGCUGCAUGGCUUGUUACAGUGCCAAUAUCACCUAUAUCUACUGUAUGACUUUUUGUCAAAAUAUACAAAAAAAUGCUCUUUAUUUGCUGAGUGGAAUACCUAAAAAUAAUAAUUUGCACCUUACUGCCAAAUUGUACAUAGUAAUAUGAAAUAGAUAAUUUAUAUAAUCUAUUUUUACAUCUUUGCUGAACACUACAAAAAUCUAAUGAAGAGAUUUCAAUCACUAGGCCGAUGUUCUGCCAUGGUUGAACUUUUACUGGCUUUUCUCUUAGAAGGAUGCCCAAACAUAGAGUCCGAGGCAAAGCCAAUCAACGCUGUUUUAGAAAUAUAUUACAUUUUAACUUUCAUGCCGUUUAUAUUUUAAUGACAUUUUAUUUGAAGGGUUUAUAAGACUUUCAAAGAGAGAUUCAUUAAUUGAGGGUAGUGAUGUGCGUGCCAAAAGAUUCUGUACUCUUUUUUUGUAUGUCCAAAAUGUCCAAAAAUCUCCUAUCCGCUUUGUAUUUAGUGUCUGUAAGGUAUAUUGGUCUCAUUAGUUUGGCCAGUAUUUUGGGAUCUAUUAACAUACAUAUUUCAGAAUCAUUUUUAUGUUUGUCAUGUAUGGGGGAGUUUUGUUAUAUUUCUAUGGUGUUGCACAAUUCAGGUACGUUCUAUCAGUUAAUGUUCUACAAAUGUUUGUGAUGUCAUCUUGCGUGCUAAUAAUGUAUAUACCGGUGUGUGUGUGUGUGUAUAUAUAUAUAUUCUAGUUUUACUAUGUACAUUUAUAUAUAGCAAAUUGCGACAUUUCAGAUUUUAUUUUCUAUUAAAGUUGAGAAAAACGUAAUAUUACAUUCAUAUUGAUUUACUGGACAUUGGCUGCUUGUAUAGUUUGUCUAAGUGACAGUUAAUCAGUCAUGAAAUGGGAACCUUUCAAUAAUUUGUUAAAAAAAAGCUCUUUUAAAUGUAUAAAUUUUUCUGGUUAGGACUGUAUUUUUCUAAGAAAUAA